UUUAGUCUACUGCGCGUUGUUACACGGCUGGUCGUCGCCGUUCCUGUAGUCGUCGUCGUCUCGUCGUUUCGUCAUCUUCGUCGUCGUCGUCAUCGUCGUCGUCGUCGUCGCCGUCGUCAUUCCGUUGCCGUCUUGACUUCUUCGGUCGUCGCGCGAACACGGUGUUCGCGCUACGCGCACAGUUAGUGACAAAAGAAGUUUGAUCACCAAUAUAAUGUUAUAAAUUUGAUGAUUAUAAUCAAACAUGGAGCUACAAAAUUGUUUACCUAUGAAAACUGGUGAUUUAAAUUAUCAAUUAAAUGAAAUUAAUGACCCACAAGAUAUCUUAAACAAUACACAAGGAUGGAACCCAAUGCCAUCGCACGAUAUUAUGGUACCAGUUCCAAUAAAAAUGCAGCCUUCACUUGGUAUUCUAGAUCCAAAUAAUCUCCAAAUAAAUACGUCAUGUCCACACCCAAAUGUCAUUCAUACAAGUCCCCAGACACCAAAUAUUGUAAGUUUUGAAAAUAAUGCACCAAUAAAUACAUACAUUGAGCCCGAUUUGCCACCGGAAAUUUUGCAACAGGGAUGGAAUAAAUUUUGGAGUAAGCGUGAAAAUCGGCCUUAUUUUUGGAACAGGUUAACUGGUGAAUCUCUUUGGGAAUUUCCACCUCUAAGACAAUUUGACGUCACGUCAGACCCUCUGGGAAUAACAAAUGAUGGGCACCACAGUGAAAUCAAUCCAAUUUUAAUGAAAAAAAGACCUGCUGAAGAAAUAGUCAUGGGUCCUGCUACAAAGAAAAUGAUAUUGAUUGGUCCGUGGGAACUUGAAAUACCUACAAAUGUCAUUAUAUAUGAGAGGGCACCAUCCACGCUGUCUCAACCUCAUCCAGAUAUUGAAUCUUAUCGUGGCCAUUUGGUUUCAAAAUUAAGGCAAUGCUACCAAGAACUUUGUCAAUCUCGAGAAAAUAUUAAUGCUCCAAGAGAAUCAUUCAAUCGUUGGCUUAUUGAACGAAAAGUAAUUGAUACUGGUAGUGACCCUUUAUUGCCCUCUCAAUGUUUUCCGGAAGUAUCUUUAAGAAUGUAUAAUGAAAUAAUGGAUGAUAUACCAUUGAAAGUGUUAACACCAAAAUAUACUGCUGAUGCUCGCAAACAACUAUCUAUUUAUGCAGAGGCAGCGAAAAAUCUUAUAGAGUCGAGAAACACAAUGCAAGAAAGUAGAAAAGUGGUUAAGUGGAAUACUGAAGACACAUUACAGUGGUUAAGAAAAACAGUUGGUGCAACAUAUAGUGAUUUCCAAGAACGAUUAAAUCAUUUAAAGGCGCAGUGCCAACCUCAUAUAGCUCGGACAGUCAAAGAUUCUGUGGAAGGUAUCUGCACUAAAGUGUAUCAUUUAUCUGUUGACUAUGCUCGUAAGAUCAAAGACAAAAAUAAAGAACUUUUGAUGGCACAAGGAAUUACAGAAAUGUCACCUGCUCCUGCUGUAUUAACUCUUCAUAAAGUUUGGUGUUAUCCGGUACAAUUUAUAACACCUGCUCCUCGUCUACCUCCUGUUGAAUACAUGGCUGAUAAAGAGCAGACUUAUGUCCGAUUCAAUGGUGAAAGGUUACUAAUUAAUACAGUAUACCUCCAGAAACUGGAACAAUUAUAUCGGUACAGCUGUUUUGAAGACAAAAAAAUGGAAAAUUUCAUGGCCAGAGUUUGGUGCUUGUUGAAAAGAUACAAUUCAUAUUAUGUUAACAUUUCUGAUACACAAGUAUCUCUGCCCGUGUCCAUUUUAGAAUCUCUGCACAAAAAUUUUGGGGUAACAUUUGAAUGUUUUGCAUCUCCAUUAAAUUGCUACUUCCGACAAUAUUGCUCAGCUUUUCCGGACACUGAUGCUUAUUUUGGAUCUCGAGGAUCAAUUUUGGAUUUGAACGCUGUUAGUGGAUCUUUUGUAGUUAAUCCACCAAUGAAAUGUGACGAGCUAAUUGAAGCAGCUUUAAAUCACAUUGACAGAUUGUUGACUGAAUCCAAUGAGCCACUUUCUUUUGUUGUAAUGCUUACGGAUAGUGAGUCAUCAUUUGUCAAAAAAUUAGAUUCUAGUCUGUAUAAACGACGUCAGGUCGUGGUACCGGCUUAUGAACAUUUUUAUAGACAUGGUUUCCAGUAUAAUAUACCAAAAUCUGAAGUUAAUAUACGGUCUCCAACAAGCACAUUGGUAGUAUGGCUUCAAAAUAAUGCUGGUUGCCAAAGAUGGUGCCCUAGCGAAGAUAGAGUUGAGGCUUUGUUAGAAGCCUUCCGACCAGUACGGGAACGUGACCGUGAUCGUCAGGAACUUCUGUCACCAACGCCCAACCCUCUAUUAGGCCCUCAGCCACUUCCUGUUUAAAGUUAAUAUUUUAAAUUAUAUAUGUAAGUUAUACUAAUAUAAGUUAAAUAUAUCAUAUUAUAUAUAUAUAUAUAUA
Molecule: messenger RNA, 2426 nt
Organism: Sipha flava (yellow sugarcane aphid)
Lineage: Eukaryota; Metazoa; Arthropoda; Insecta; Hemiptera; Aphididae
Gene: Pcif1
Product: phosphorylated CTD-interacting factor 1
Exons: 13
Coding region: 245-2350 (701 amino acids)
Cellular component (GO): nucleus
Molecular function (GO): RNA polymerase II C-terminal domain binding; mRNA (2'-O-methyladenosine-N6-)-methyltransferase activity
Source: RefSeq, a predicted model, not a curated record